AUGGAGCCCUGGCCGUCGAUCCCCAAACGCCAUCCCUACCACACGUGUCCUUUUGCCCGUGACCACCUGUCACGUCCGGAGCUGCGGCCUCGCCCUGCAAAGAGCUCCCCAGCGAACGCUUCCGGCGCCACGAAAGGCAGAGUGAGCAUCGAAGCUGCAGAAACCAGAGCCAUCAAAACCUGCGGAAAAAGGCAGUACCGUGCCGACGCCGCCGGCACGGGACCCCUCCUGCCGGCCGCCACCCGCGCGGCGGUGGCGGAGUUCGUCGCCACGGGCAUUUUCGUGUUCGCCGCCGAGGGCUCCGUCUACGGCCUCUGGAAGCUGUACAAGGACACGGGGAUGCCGGGCGGCCUGGUCGCGGUGGCAAUCGCGCACGCGCUGGCGCUGGCCGCCGCGGUGGCGGUGGCGAGCAACGCGUCGGACGGGCACGUCAACCCGGCCGUCACGUUCGGCGUGCUCGUGGGCCGCCGCAUCUCUUUCGGGCGCGCCGUCGUCUACUACUGGGCCGCGAAGCUGCUCGGCGCCGUGGCCGCCGCGUUCCUUCUCAUGCUCGUCUCCGGAGGCACGCGCCCCAUGGGCUUCGGGCUCGGCCAGGGCGUCCACGAGCGGCACGCGCUCCUGCUCGAGGCCGUCAUGACGUUCGGCCUCGUGUACGCCGUGUACGCUACCGCGGUGGACCACCGGAGCCGCGUCGGCUUCGUCCUGGGGGCGAACAUCCUCGCCGGCGGCCCGUUCGACGGCGCGGCGAUGAACCCGGCGCUCGUCGGAUGGAGCUGGCGCCACCAUUGGGUCUACUGGGUCGGGCCGCUGAUCGGCGCCGGGCUGGCUGGUGCGCUGUACGAGUUCGUCAUGGUUGAGCAGCCGCCGUCUGAGGCGCCGGCAGCUGCUGCAGGUCCUCGGAUGCUCGUGGCCGCGGCUGAGGAUUAAUGAUUUGUUUCCAGCGUUUGUAUAUUUGUUGUACGUGACUUGCUUGUGUAUCUAUCUACUAGGACCGAGCUGCUUCAGAGGCUCAUCAGAGUACUAAAAGCUAGGGAAGUUAUUAUUUUGAAGUUAUCAGAAGGCAAUAU
Molecule: messenger RNA, 1067 nt
Organism: Setaria italica (foxtail millet)
Lineage: Eukaryota; Viridiplantae; Streptophyta; Magnoliopsida; Poales; Poaceae
Product: probable aquaporin TIP3-2
Biological process (GO): water transport; transmembrane transport
Cellular component (GO): membrane
Molecular function (GO): water channel activity
Source: RefSeq, a predicted model, not a curated record